AUGCCAGCCGCCACGGAGCCAACGCCUCUGCAGCCGGACAUUCUCUCCACAAAUACUGAACCGUCAGACGCGAGCUUCUCCUCGUCGCACACAGCCCAGCCGCCAAGCACGACCGACCUCGCGUUCGCACCCAUCGCGCUCGCGCAGUACCACAGCAUAUCAGAAAAGCUGGCCUCGAACAAUAUCUACCGCAUCCUCCGCUCGCCUGCGCCGAUCCGUGUAUGGGUGUAUCGCUCACUGCUUGCUGAGAACCGGCAGUGGGAGGAGUGGGACCGGACCGCCACUAUGUCGGGUGUGCAUCUGCGCAGGGAAGAUGAAGUGGACGGGGGCGGGGACGCAGAGAGCGUGGACAACACCGAGAGCCCGAGCAACACGGGGAGUGUGGGCGACACUGAGAGCUAUUCCUCGGAGCACUAUGCAGCAAGGCCGUACCUCACGCGUCUGCGCCUCGCCAUUGCGCCCUAUACCGUACACUACCACAACCCCGGCUAUAUCAGGGACGACACGCUGAAAAUGCUGGAACGGAACGUGGUCAAAAAGACGCUGGAGGAGACGCGCAAGAAUCUGGAGAUACGCGAGGAGCUUGGCUUGUCGUGGGAGUUCUGGGAUGAUCUUGCGGCACUGCUCAAGGCUGCCAUACCCUACCUCGAACGACGCUGUUUCGCUGCCCCGGAUCCCGCUGCCCCAGAGUACGAGGGCCUUUCUGGGCCUUUGAUUGCAAGCUAUUCGCCGCAACUGCUGAGAGACUUGGAGAGAUUGAACCAGAUGGUGUGCAUUGCGCGCAAUGUCUUGGUGCAUGGGGAGAAGGUGCAGAAUCUGAGCGCAGAGAGGUUGUUUGAUAAAGAUAUCUUUGCGCUGGUUAAUGUCUGCGUGAGAGUUACUGCGAGGGGAUAUGAUGGCGAGGCCGGGACGCAGGACGAGGAUAAAUGGCAGAGCGUUAUCAAUGCUUACAAGAAACUUCUCAUCACCUGCCUCCAGUUCCUCAACAACUUGAUCGCGCGCAACGAGCAGCGAAAACUCAUGCUCUGGAUCGAGCUCUUCGAUAGCCAUCUCGACAACGAGCUGCCCAACUUUGCCGACAUGAAGUAUAAAAUGGACGAGUUCCCACAGCAAGACGACGAACAAGCUCUGCGAGAGCAGGCAGCACGCAACCUAGACACGUUCAAGAUCCCGCAACAACCUGCUUCAUCCCCAUUCCUGCUCUACAUUGGCGAGACGGGCAACGAGGUCAAGAAGACUUUGAUGCAGCACGGUGUCAAGGCAGGCGCAAAUGAAAUUGCUGCCGAGUGCAGAAGGCGAUGGCAGACCAUGAACGAAGAAGAGAAGAACAAAUGGAAUAUGCUCUAUGCCGAUGUGGUUGCCAGAUACCGUGACCAGAUCACCCAAUCCAGCACCUAUAAGAAAGUGGUGGACCAGCACGCCAAGAACGAAGAAAGCGUACAAGCACUCGCAAAGAGCAUCAAUCAGCUUCAAGUAGAGGUCGACAGGAUGCGGUCCUCAAUCGCGUAUCCUGACGGCUCGUCUUCCGAACAAGACACACCGGAAGAGAAAGCCUCGAGACCAGCACUGGAUGAUUCAUUACUCGAUCCCAGCAUCAAGCGGUCGUCCCCGGCAGGUGAGAUCGACUUUCGCGUAACCUAUCCGCCAUCCUUCGGUGCCGAGAUCCUGCAGAACGGCAAAGAUGAUCUGCUCAAGCGUCUCGAGCCAGAUCCAGACCGUCCGGGGCUAAUCAGUGAUGUAGCCUCACCAACCUCUCCACCGCCUGAGGACGACGAUGAUAACGACAAUGACGACGAUUAUGAUGAUAUCCCGGGAGAUGAGGGACGUGGACUGCUUACGGAUGUACCGCUCAUUCUGGGCCCGACGGAGAUUGAAGUUCUACCCAUGAUCAUCAUGGCAGGCAUUGUGGAGCCGCACGAGGGCCAGCCAGGAUAUCAUUCUGAUCCUACAGUGUUUAGCAGUGUGAGGAGUAUGCAUGGUGUACGGUGCCAUCUGCUCCUUGCGCAAGACAAUGGGCGCAACCUCCUUCGCGAGUUGUUGAUCUUUGUUGCGGCUUGGGACCUGAGGGAAGAGGAGUUGUAUUUCAAGUUCAUGGUCAAGAUCAUGGAAGCAAUCCUGGCGAAUCAGUUACUACCAUUCGCCUACCAUGCUUUCAGAGAGUCUGAAUCCAAGGACAUCAUCUCACCCGCUCAAGCAGUCAUUAUGAAGCUUCUCACAAACAUCUUCCGCGCCCGACAAGCGCGUGCACAACCUUCCAAAGGCCUUCUCAAGCCGAACCCUUUGCCAGUUGACCAGGGUGACGUCCACAUGGUCAACUUUCUCCUUACCGAGUUCCGGCGACAUAUCAUCCCGCAAACCUGUGCGCUCAUCUUUCUGCAAGGCCAGAUCCGUGCCGGUCACGCGCAACCCGAAGACUUCCCUCUCAACCUGUGGGACAUGGAGCGCAUGUACGAGGGCGUGUAUCAGUACCUGGAGUUCUUUGCCAUCUUGACAGAGCACGAGACGUGGAAGCGAAUGUUGAGCAAUUGGGAAAUUGUCAAUGAACUAGUCACACUGCUGAAAGAGUUGGAUGCUGCGAUUCCCAAGGGACAGCUUUCUGUUCCACCACUGAGGAACGUCGCACAUGCACCGCCGCCACCUGCCGCGCCCGUCGAAGUCGAUAUUCCUGCCCCACAACAUCAGGGUCAGCAACAACCACAUCAACAGCAGAAUCAACAGCAACAGCCCCAACCUGUCGCAGUCGAACGCCCCUACGACACCACUGCUCCUAUCCAGGACCCGUAUAUUCCACCGCCUGCCUCGCCCUCCCCACGUCCGUACAUGGACGAAGCCGCCGACGAGCCCUCGGACUUUGAGUGGCGAAAUCUCAAGAAAUUGGCUGUCUUGGUUCUAUCGUCCCUUGUCUGGAAGAACAAAUCCGUCCAAGACCAGAUACGCCCGUUGGGUGGUAUCGAGGCGGUGCUCAACUGCUGCAGCUACGAUGAGCACAAUCCAUACAUACGAGAGCAUGCGAUUAUGUGUCUUCGAUUUCUGAUGGAAGGGAACAGGGAGAACCAGGAGAGGAUCCGUGUGCUUGAGAAGGUAGGCAAAGAAGGAGAAGGCAAGAAACAAGAAGACGGGCAAGCAAGCGGAAGCGCAAACAUGAGUGGGAACAGCGGAGUAAAAGUCCCAGACGAGGUUCUGGACCAGCAAGGCUACGAGACAUACAUGGACAGCAAGGGCCAGGUCAUGCUGAGGAAAAGACAGCCUCAGCCCGUGCCGUCGAGAGGCGCGCCGAACAUCGAGAGAGGCCCAAGUGCUGGGCCUUCUGGUGGUGCGUCGGCCAGUGCGACUGCCGCGUCUCCUGGUACCGGGAAUGGUAACGGAAACGGCAACGGUAAAAGCAAAACUGACGUCGCUGCGGGCUUUCGAGGCGGCGACCCAAAGGCCCUUGAAGAUCUUGUGCAGCAAGUUAUGCGCGAUCUGCCCACGAGAGUGCAGGGGCUGAGGGGUGCGAGUGGAGAGGAGAGGGUGGCGGAGGAGGCGCUCAAGAAGCUUGAUCGGGGGUUUGAUGGGGGAUCAAAAGGCUGAGAGAGAGAAAACGGUCUAUGGGCUUCAUUUCGUUGCUAAAGAUACUUUCUCAGGCUUGACUGAUUUUGGGGGUUGUACCAUGGAGAGAGAUGGUGGAUGUGUGAUGUGAUGUGGUGGUACGUACGUCUCGUGGUGGAUAUGUACUCGCUACUACUUCGAGAUUGGAGGACUCCUAGGAAGUGAACGUUGGGUUGGAAUAUUUCACCCUUGGGCUCUGGCUAGGGAAGCUUCAAAACUUAAUCAUACUAUCAUACCAUU
Dothidotthia symphoricarpi CBS 119687 is the source of this 3828-nucleotide messenger RNA. RefSeq lists its product as uncharacterized. NCBI's taxonomy places the organism in Eukaryota, Fungi, Ascomycota, Dothideomycetes, Pleosporales, Dothidotthiaceae. Bases 1 to 3570 code for a protein of 1189 amino acids. The record is from RefSeq and is a predicted model, not a curated record. The transcript is spliced from 4 exons. Gene Ontology annotation, cellular component: cytosol.